AUGAGGACGGAGCUGGAAGGCACGGGCCCGAUCUGCGGCCCGCCGGCGUGGAAGGUGUCGGCUUUCGCGGGCGCCGACAUCGUGACGGCGCAGGUCUUCUGGGAAGGCCUGUGGAUGAACUGCGUGAUCCGGCGCACGGGCCGCACGCAGCGCCAGGCCUACGACUCGGUCCUGCUGCGGGCCUCCAGGGCGCUGGCGUGCGUGUCCCUGGCGGCGGGCGCGUUGGCGUCGGGACUGAGCGUGCCGGGCGCCCGCCGCACGUCCUUCCUGCGCCACCAUCGGCCCACCAAAAACAACGCGGGACCGUCCGCGGGCGCCGCCGUCUACGUGGGCUGGGCCACGGGGGCGCCGCUCGUCAUCGGCGGGGCGCUCGCGUGCUCGGCGUACCCGUGCUGA
Molecule: messenger RNA, 396 nt
Organism: Phyllopteryx taeniolatus (common seadragon)
Lineage: Eukaryota; Metazoa; Chordata; Actinopteri; Syngnathiformes; Syngnathidae
Gene: cldn28
Product: claudin 28
Exons: 3
Coding region: 1-396 (131 amino acids)
Biological process (GO): cell adhesion; bicellular tight junction assembly
Cellular component (GO): bicellular tight junction; plasma membrane
Molecular function (GO): structural molecule activity
Source: RefSeq, a predicted model, not a curated record